GUUAUCUGACUGCUCCAGUGUGUUUUGAAGAAGGAAGGAGCGCGGACGUUCAUUUGUUUUUAAGAUGGCACGUGUACUAUGCUUCGCUCUCCUGGCGCUCCUAGCUGCCCCAUUCCUUGGGUUUAUAUACGUUUUGUUCCUGAAAAGUCCACCUCCGCUGCCCGACAUCGAUGUCCAAGCGUGGUGGGGACCCAAGGAGCUGCAGGCUAAGCAAGAUACCAGUAUCAAGCCUUUUAAAGUGCAAUUCUCUGCCCCGAUGAUUCAGGACCUCAAAGAGCGUCUUAAGAACCAUCGCAAGUGGACUCCUCCGCUGGAGAACGUCGGCUUCCAAUACGGCUUCAACAGCAAGCAGCUGGACGGCUGGGUCUCGUACUGGGCCGCGAAAUAUAACUUCACGGAGAGGGAGAAGUUCUUCAACAGGUUCCCGCAGUUCAAGACUAAUAUCCAGGGGUUGGAUAUUCACUUCAUCAGGAUUAAGCCGGAGGUCCCAGCAGGAGUGGAAGUGGUCCCGAUGCUCUUCAUGCACGGCUGGCCAGGGUCAGUGAGGGAGUUCUACGAGGCGCUGCCUCUCCUUACCGCCGUUAGUAAGGAUCGGGACUUCGCCAUCGAGGCUAUCGUACCUAGCUUGCCUGGGUACGGGUUCUCUGAUGCUGCUGUCCGUCCAGGGCUUGGAGCCACGGAGAUCUCAGUUGUGAUGCGUAACCUGAUGCACCGGCUUGGCUUCAAGAAGUUCUACAUCCAGGGUGGAGAUUGGGGCAGCCUUAUCGCUAGCGCCAUGGCUACGCUGUUCCCUGAUGAAAUCGUCGGCCACCACACCAACCUGGGUUCCUCCAUGUCCACCAAGGCCAACAUCCUGAACGUGCUCGGCGCUUUUCUGCCUUCCUUCGUGGUGGAGUCACACUUGGCUGACCGCAUGUACCCGCUCAGCACGAACUUCGCUCGGCUGAUUGAGGAGAGCGGCUACAUGCAUAUACAGUCCACCAAGCCGGAUACUAUAGGUGUUGCCAUCUCCGACUCGCCCGUCGGUAUGCUCGCCUACAUCCUGGAGAAGUUCUCCACCUGGACCAAGAACGAGUACAAAUAUCUACCAGAUGGUGGCCUCGAUAAGCACUGGACCAAGGACCAGCUGCUCGACAACCUCAUGUGCUACUGGGCUACCAACUCCUUCACCACGUCUGUCAGAUUGUACUCUGAGAGUUUUAACAAGAGACAUUUCGGAUUGCAGUUAAAUGAGAUCCCAACCCCUGUCCCAACCUGGGCGAUUCAAGCGAAGAACGAAAUCACCUUCCAAUCCGCCAGGAUCCUUCGCACCAAGUUCCCCAACCUUGUGGCAGCCAACGCCAUCGACGACGGCGGACACUUCCUCGCCUUCGAGCUGCCGAAGGUCUUCUCUGAGGACGUGUUGAAGGCAGUUGCUGCUUUUAGGAACCUGAAGAAGGAAGCAAAGAAGAAUGAGCUGUAGAGAUAUUAUGGAAGAAGAAGCUUGCGCGCGCGUUACUUUUUCCUACAUUUGAUCUAUAUUGCCGGGGCCACACUAACAGGAAAAGGCGGGAAACGCCGUUAUAAUCCCAGUGUGACACAACACUGAUUUAAACUUUCACGAUUUUUACUCAUUAUUAUUCACAACGACGGGACUUAAUCGCGUAGUAAAUUUAAAACUUAUUUUACGCGAUUAAGUCCCGUCGUUGCGAAUAAUAAACCCAGUGUGGCCGUAUGAAAAACGUCGAAUUAACGCGAUAAUUAACGCGUUUCCCGGCGUUCCCGUUAGUGUGGCCCCAGUGCCCCAGCAUUCGAGCUUAACGCCCGUACGCGUACGCUCGUAUAAAACUAGUUUGUAACCAUCCUAAAUGCGUCAACGGUGACUGACUUGACAGUGAUAAUAUCGUCCGUUUCCCACUGACAAUCGGAAUAAAGCUAACGACAAACGUCAUCUCGCGUAAAUAUGCCCCUAACAGCAUUUAUACGUCAUUAUGACGUCAGCGACGUCAUUAUGACGCCAUAAUUACUUCAUUAUUACGUCGCUGACGUACUUUGCUACUGGUAGAUUGGCCUUACGAUCAUUUGCCACCAUCGUAGUAUAUAAGAAUAUGGUUGUUAUAUUUGUUUUGUGAGUUUAUGAAAGGGUUUUUAUAUUAUUAGGUACUUAUACAUAUAUUUUUGAAAUAAAAUGUUCAUAAAA
Cydia strobilella is the source of this 2179-nucleotide messenger RNA. RefSeq names its product juvenile hormone epoxide hydrolase-like. The transcript is spliced from 8 exons. Gene Ontology annotation, biological process: epoxide metabolic process. Gene Ontology annotation, molecular function: epoxide hydrolase activity. Lineage: Eukaryota; Metazoa; Arthropoda; Insecta; Lepidoptera; Tortricidae. The record is from RefSeq and is a predicted model, not a curated record. Bases 65 to 1462 code for a protein of 465 amino acids.